Molecule: messenger RNA, 1488 nt
Organism: Symbiodinium pilosum
Lineage: Eukaryota; Dinophyceae; Suessiales; Symbiodiniaceae
Source: the annotation of a GenBank genome assembly
AUGUCAAGCCACGCGGGCAGGCGGAGUACAGCCAAGCAAGCUAUACCUCCAAGCUGUCCGCUGGCAGCACGCCCCUGGUGGAGGAGGCGUCAAUACCUUCCAGCCUGGGAUGUGGAGAACAUUCGGACGAGGCUCCGAUGCGCUGCCUAUGCAGGGCACGCGGACCGUGUCGCAGAACGAUUGGUCCGAAAAAUGGACGUGGAGAGAACAGGCUUGCUUACCUUGGAACAGCUUCGCAGAGUUGUGCGCCUGAAGUUGCGCGUGCCUGCGCGAAAUGUGCCGGACAAGGAUCUCGCCAGCAUGUUCCACAUGUUAGAUUUUGAGGAUGCCGAUGUUGUCCGCGUGAGCGAUUUGGUGGAAUUUGUUUUGGCAGAUCCGCCGGUGACUGCCUUCUCAUCGAGCACAAAGGGCGGCAUGACGGCCAAUUUUUGGGACACCCGCUCAACAAGCGCAACAAGGCUGACUGCGUCAGGCAGCAUGGGAACCUUGGACGCUACCAGCUUCAGCCCAACUAGAUCAGCUCGAUCCAGGUCUUCCUCUCCUACCCUGGAGGUUACCAAGGACUUUACGUCUCCUCGCUUGCAGCCUAUUUUGACUCCCAAGGAGGUGACAUUCAACACCCCUGCACGCAGCAGAAGCUGGUCCUUUGCCGACCAAAUCCUGCUGGCUUGUCAACGAGGGGAUUUUGCAAGGCUGUCCAGAUUGCUCGUGCCGCAGCGCGGAGUGGAGGGCCCUUUGACACCGGAACUGGGUGGUGCGUGUGCGCAUUUGACUGCCGGAAACGGUCAUGCGGCUUGCUGCGAGCUUCUCCUAAGAGCACACGUGGACCCGGAAACCAGAGAUCGUAACGGAGCGACUUUGCUGGCGCGCGCUGCGCUUUAUGGUCACAGAGACCUGGCUCAGCUCCUAUUGAAACAAUGGAGGGCAAAUCCACUUGAUGCUGAUAACAUGGGGAGAAAUGCAGCGCAUGUAGCCUGCCUGAACGACCUGAGAACGGUCCAGAUGCUGGCUGAGCACACACCAUCCGCAGUGCAUGCGAGGGAUGCAGCUGGCAGGAGUUGCUUCUACUACGCUUUGGGAAACCCGCGCUGUGAAGUGCAAACUCGCCUGGUGCAGUACCUGGUGUUCUGCAAAUGUGAUGCCGAUGCCGUUGACACAAACGGUCGAACUGCCUUGACCUAUGCCGGGGAGGCUGGCAACCGCGAAGUGGUUAGCCUACUACUUUCCCGUGGAGCACGGCCUCGUCCAUUCGCGCAGGGGACGGCCCAGCACUCCCAAGUGCUGCGCUCUCGCAGAUGCUUCGAGUGCUCUUCCAGGGCUGCAUGUCAAGCCUGCCGUCAUCUUGAUGCGACUGUACACCCAGAUCAACCAGGAGUCCUGCAGGGAGAGUCAACGCAGCUGCUGAAGCUCUUGGACGCACUGGCCACAAUGCCUCAAAAGAACGAGGCGGCUGAAUCCUUCAGAGAACUCGUAACAGCCCUCGGGUGA